This is a messenger RNA of Arachis stenosperma, 723 nucleotides long. RefSeq lists its product as uncharacterized. The transcript has a single exon. Lineage: Eukaryota; Viridiplantae; Streptophyta; Magnoliopsida; Fabales; Fabaceae. Bases 1 to 723 code for a protein of 240 amino acids. The record is from RefSeq and is a predicted model, not a curated record.
AUGGACGAGUGUGUGGCAGCUAAGGACCUAUUGGAAAGAUUGGCAAGACAGGGGCUACUGGACAAAUACAUCAGCUCCAGGAAUCAGAAGGAGACAACUGACAUGAACAAGCCAAAGUAUAGCUCGAAACACAGAGAAAAAGGAACAUGGCGGGACCCAGUAGAAACCCCCACCUCCAAAGGGAUCAUAAACUACAUCUCAGGAGGUUUCGCUGGAAGAGGAAUAACAAACACAUCAAGGAAGCGAAGUUACAGAGCCAUGAUGACAAUGGAAGGAACUCAGCAGAACUCUCCCAUUCCGACCUCCUCGGCCGACGUCAGUUUCAGUGCUUCUGACUUCAAAUCAAGAACCCCAAACUUAGACGACCCAGUAGUAAUCUCAUUAAGUAUGGGAGAACUGACUGUCAAAAAGGUGUUACUCGAUCCAGAAAGCAGUGCAGAUGUCUUGUUCUACUCCACGUUCAAAAAGAUGCAAUUAAGCGAUAAGUCACUACAGCUAUCAGCAGGAGAACUAGCAGGUUUCUCGGGCGAAAGAGUCCCCAUAUCAGGUUAUGUCUGGAUGAGGACGACAUUAGGAGAACACCCAAACUCCAAAAUACUGGACAUCCAAUUUCUAGAGGUCGACUGUGUUAGCCUUUACAAUAUCAUUUUGGGACGUCCAUCCCUUAACUCUUUCGGAGCCAUUGUUUCCACCAUUCAUUUGUGUGUCAAGUUCCCUUUGUAG